UUCCUCGCCCCUGCGACGUCCGGAAUUUUUUUUUCGCCUUUAGCUUUUGCUUCCUCCGUGUGCUCUCGUCGUCUUGGCGAGGUCGAGCCCCAAGGCGAGGAAUCGAAACCCUCGAAGCGCGAGUCGGCUAGGGCGAGGAGGGAGACAGAGAGGAUAGAGAGACUGAGGGAGGCGGGCGAGAUGAAGCUCAACGUGAAGACGCUGAAGGGCACCAACUUCGAGGUCGAGGCGAACCCCGAGGCGUCGGUUGCUGAGGUAAAGAGGAUCAUCGAGACUACUCAGGGUCAGAGUGUUUACCCUGCGGACCAGCAGAUGCUCAUAUAUCAAGGGAAGAUUCUCAAGGAUGAUACCACUCUGGAAAGCAACAAAGUUGCCGAGAACAGCUUCCUUGUUAUAAUGCUGUCCAAGGCUAAGGCAUCGUCAAGUGGACCUUCUACUGCUGCAAAAGCUCCUGCGACACCGACUCAACCUGCUGCUCCGGCAACCCCUGUUGCUUCAGUUGCAAGAACACCUUCACAAGCACCUGUUGCUGCAUCUGAACCGGCACCUCCCAGCGCACAACCUCCAGCUGCUGCUGCUGCUCCUCCAACUGCUACAGUUUCUGCAUCUGGUGAUGCUGAUGUGUACAGUCAGGCAGCGUCAAACCUUGUCUCAGGCAACAACCUAGAACAGACUAUCCAACACAUUCUUGACAUGGGUGGUGGUAAUUGGGAACGCGAUACUGUUGUCCGUGCUCUACGUGCUGCAUAUAAUAAUCCUGAGAGAGCUAUUGACUAUCUGUAUUCUGGAAUUCCUGAGAAUGUAGAGGCCCCACCUGUGGCUCCAGCACCUGCUUCUGGCCAACAAACAAAUCCACAGGCUCCAUCACUUGCUCAACCCGCAGCUGCACCACCAGUGCAGCCAUCUGCUGCCUCUGCUGGGCCUAAUGCGAAUCCUCUAAACCUUUUCCCUCAGGGUGUUCCGAGUGGUGGGUCCAAUCCUGGUUCUGGUGCCGUUGCAGGAGCUGGUGCUCUUGAUGCCUUGCGUCAGGUUCCACAGUUUCAAGCAUUGCUUGCAUUGGUCCAGGCUAAUCCUCAAAUCUUACAGCCAAUGCUUCAAGAGCUUGGCAAACAAAACCCACAAAUCCUGCGGUUGAUUCAGGAAAAUCAAGCUGAGUUUCUCCGCCUGGUGAAUGAAUCUCCUGAGAGUGGUACUGGGGGAAACAUACUAGGUCAACUAGCAGCUUCAAUGCCACAAGCGCUGACAGUUACUCCGGAGGAACGGGAAGCUAUCCAGCGGCUCGAGGGAAUGGGGUUCGAUCAUGAGCUUGUGCUGGAGGUCUUCUUUGCGUGCAACAAGGAUGAAGAGCUUGCUGCCAACUACCUCUUGGAUCAUGGCCAUGAGUUCGACGAGCAGCAGCAAUAGAUUUUAUGUUGGGCGUAUCGUGGGGUGGAGGGUGGAACCCAAUCAGAAGCAGAGCAGCUCAGUGUCGUUCUUGUUUCCGACUGUUGAGAAAUACCUGGCCGUUUGUGCAAUGCUGCUGACUAUGUUCUAUGUAUUGGAAUGCUUUCUAAGUACAUAUUAAUUUCA
Molecule: messenger RNA, 1569 nt
Organism: Phragmites australis (common reed)
Lineage: Eukaryota; Viridiplantae; Streptophyta; Magnoliopsida; Poales; Poaceae
Product: ubiquitin receptor RAD23d-like
Exons: 12
Coding region: 181-1404 (407 amino acids)
Biological process (GO): proteasome-mediated ubiquitin-dependent protein catabolic process; nucleotide-excision repair
Cellular component (GO): nucleoplasm; cytosol
Molecular function (GO): damaged DNA binding; proteasome binding; ubiquitin binding
Source: RefSeq, a predicted model, not a curated record